UAAGAAACAGCGGGAGUGGUUCACUGAAGCUAAUGUCGUCAUAAUAGCACAAGUGCCUCUAGCCACUCACACAAUACACCAUCUGAUCCGUUUCUUUUGCGGCACUUAUAAGGACCUUGGAUUGUAUCUUUAGAUUUUGCCUCAGUCAUUAUUGCCUUUGUUUCAGGCUUGAAAUUCUCGAUACCCAAGUUCAACCAUCAAAGAACCAAUUACUAUACAACAACAUGACCGACAAGACCUUCUAUCUUACUCGAGAGGACCUCCGUAAGUCUGAAUCUCGCUCAAGUCAGCUGCAUGAUGGACGGACUCCCGGAGACGCAAACGUUUCUACUCUGAAGUCUUAUAUCGAUCGCAACGUCGACAAGCGGAGAGAAAUUGAUGAGAAUAAGUCGAAUCUGCCUUUACCUGACCAACCUCCAGUGCCCAGCGACUGGCAAUCUUCAGACUCCAGAGGCAUCAAUGUUGGCACCGGAGGGGUGGAGGGCCCUAUCUCCGGUGAAGGUAACAGUGCUUUGAGACAACCUGCCACUGCAGUAAGCAGUGCGCGGGUGUCAGGAGAGGAACUGGGCAGAAAUACCGAGCCUGGAGAGGAUGUUGGUCGACAAGGCAAGGACCAUCUAGAUCGUUUACCGAAAGAUGCUCGGGCAUGGUGA
Messenger RNA from Monascus purpureus, 653 nucleotides. Lineage: Eukaryota; Fungi; Ascomycota; Eurotiomycetes; Eurotiales; Aspergillaceae. The record is from the annotation of a GenBank genome assembly.